Messenger RNA from Varroa destructor (honeybee mite), 3637 nucleotides. It is a transcript of the gene polo, whose product is annotated as Serine/threonine-protein kinase polo. Gene Ontology annotation, molecular function: protein binding; protein serine/threonine kinase activity; ATP binding. Gene Ontology annotation, cellular component: cytoplasm; kinetochore; spindle pole. Lineage: Eukaryota; Metazoa; Arthropoda; Arachnida; Mesostigmata; Varroidae. The record is from RefSeq and is a predicted model, not a curated record. Gene Ontology annotation, biological process: protein phosphorylation; mitotic spindle organization.
GCAAACUUCCAAAAAGACUUGCCCUUCAUUUCCAGCGGAUGCAGUUCUUCAGAAUGGUACCGAAAAAUAUAAGCUUGGCCGUUUCCUUGGAAAGGUAUGCUUUUCACGAUUCGCACCGCAUUCUACUCCGUUGAGAUGAACAGCAUCCCACACGAACUUCAGUUGAGGAUAUGCGUUGGGUGCCAAGUAUUGUUAAAGGUCCCUCCGAAACUCACAGCCAUCGCCAUGUGAUUACAACGAUCUACUUAUAUUUUAGUGAAUGUAUUAUGUGUAGGUCACUCCAAACAAGCAAAACCAUUUACAAGUUCUCUUUAAGUUUGUUCGCAAGUGUCGCUCCUGCUGGCGUCUAUUGUUCCACAAUGCACAAACGAAAAAUUUAAAUGGAUAUCUUGCGCAUGAUAUAGUGAUUCAGCAAGAAUGGAAUCUAUCGGGGAGGAUUUGCACAGUGCUGGGAAGUCCGCAAUCUGGAGAGUAACAGAAUUUCAGCCUGUAAAGUGGUUCACAAAAGUAUGCUGACAAAGCCACAUCAAAAGGAAAAGAUGCUACAGGAGAUACGUAUUCAUCGGAAACUUUCACACAAAUUCAUUGUGAAAUUCUAUUCGCACUUCGAGGACUCUGAAAACGUUUACGUUCUUUUGGAGCUAUGCAAACGGCGAUCGCUGAUGGAAGUGCUUAAGAGGCGAAGCCGGCUUACCUACCAUGAAACGCGAUAUUUCAUGCAUCAGCUAUUGGAAGGCGUAUCUUAUCUGCACAAUAUCAAUAUUAUUCACAGGGAUCUAAAGCUCGGAAAUCUCUUCCUCACUGGGGACAUUCAGUUGCGGAUUGGCGAUUUCGGUUUGGCGACAGAGAUUGAUGGCGAUCAUGACAGAAGACGGACAUUGUGCGGUACACCGAACUAUAUCGCUCCAGAAAUCCUCGAAAAAGUCGGCCACUCUUUCGAGGUCGAUAUCUGGUCGUGUGGCUGCAUCCUGUACACACUUCUGGUCGGCAAGCCUCCGUUUGAAACUCCACAUCUUCGACAAACGUAUGCGAAAAUUCAAAAGGUUGAAUACUGCAUCGACCCUGUCCGAGUUCCACCGCUUGCUAAGGCUAUGAUCGAGGAAAUGCUGCAGAAAAACCCAAAGAAACGUCCGACGGCCGUCGCUGCAUUGAGUCACGGCAUCUUCACAGAAAGCGCUCUGCCGGCCGCUCUACCUGAAUCGAUUCUGACGACCGAACCUCGACUCAAUCCUAGCACGGCACGUCGACCGUUGCGUGAAUUCAACGCCGGCAAUCUGCCGCCAAUCGCCAAUGGAGGCAGCGGGUCUCGGGAGUGCGUCGAAGAUAAAGACGUCGCUCUGAAACACAUCAACUCGCUCGAAGAACAGUUGGGAGCUCUUCUUAAAAGCGGCUUCGUUGAGACAGAACUGUUACCCCUUGAGCAAGACAACGCGGCUGAUCCCGCGGCGAUGCCCGUCUACUGGGUUUCAAAAUGGGUCGACUAUACGGACAAGUACGGCCUCGGCUAUCAACUCUGUGACAAUUCCCUUGCCGUCCUCUUCAAUGACCACUCACGUAUGGUACUUCUCGGCGACAAGCAGGUCCAUUUUAUCGAUCACCAGAAUCGCGAAAGUUAUCACACCAUCGACGCGUACCCAAAGGACUUAGAGAAGAAAGUCGUACUCCUUAAAUACUUCAGGCAAUAUAUGCAACAGCACUUGAUGACAGCCGGUGCGGAUGUCCCGGUUCCAGCUUGUGUCGACGUGGCGCGUGUUCCUUACCUGCGUGUUUGGUUCCGAACUCAGUCGGCGAUUGUCCUUUUUCUAUCCAAUGGCACGUUACAGCUGAACUUUUUCCGCGACCACACGAAGAUCAUUCUCUGUCCUCUUAUGGGAGCUGUCUCGUACAUUGACAAGCUGAAAAACUUUCGCACGUACUCGUUGGCGACGAUGCAUCAGGCGUGUCCUGCUGAGCUCUCUGCUCGUCUGAAGUAUACAUUGACGAUCUGUGCGAAAGUGAGAGAGCACUUGACGCGGGUGUGACAACAGAACGAAUCUAAUAGGAGAAUGAAGCUUACCAACAAUCAUGAGCCGUAAAUGAUAUUUGUGUAUAGUGCCUCGAUCUGAGGCGUGCUUUCUGAAACUGCCCGUUACUACAGACUACUUCACAUUUGUGGAGCAUAAAUUUCUUACAUGACAAACGAUGACCGUUUUUUUUUACAGAGAAGAGUCAAAUAUAUAAGGAAAUGAUCAAUUACUCUUCUUUUAACCGACUUUUACAAAUGUGGAGAAGCAACACGAGCUCAUAUUAGCUCGAAUGAUACUAAUCGUACAGAAAUAAACAUUGAUUGCUGUAUUUAGCUUAUCACUAUAGAGUAACGUUCGCAGCCUUUUAGAAAAUUUUAUAUUCGUGAGAAGAAUAUAAUCGCUUUGAGAACAUUGUACGAUCUCUUGUAACUUUAGAAUUUUAUAGUGCCUUUUAUAACUUGCGUAAGAUGUAGCUACUGCUUAGACAAGGUCAUCUGAGAGUACCAUUGAUAAAAAAAGUAGUAAAGCUAAAUUUUUAUGCUGCAACCGCCCGGCUUCAAGUUCCAUUCAACUCCCCAUUUUUAGGCCAAAAUUUCAUCCUGAGCGCUUUUUCGAAGUUAAUUAUUAAAUAAAAUGAAACACUUCAGCACUUGAGAAUAAAUUUAUCUUUCGAGAGCAAGCAGCUUAGUCAAAAUCUGUUGAUUAUCUAAUAUUUGCCGUUGCUUCCUCAGAAAGCACAGCAUGCGUUUCCAUACAGUUAUGCGCUACGACCCCUGCUAUGUAACAGAAAUUUUGGUUCUUUAUAUUAGAGACUGAGGUCAUACAAUAGCCGAAUUGGUAAAAAUAUAGAAGCAAAUGGUCAUCGUGAGUCCACUAACAUGACCUGUAUGAGUCGGAUAGAGUUGUGGUACACUACUGAGUCAACCCUUGUCAAUAGCAUAAAUUCUUUGAAAUACACACACAUACAUAUACGAAAUAAGCUCCAUUUCGUGUACAUACCAUAACUCCAAAGUCGACUUGCGUUGACCGCUGCCCGACCUAUGAAAGCGCAAUAGUUCCACAGAGCUACUACCUAAAUGUAGCAUCGACGCAAAACUGCAUCUUGUCCUCUCUUAUGCCUUUUAGAAAAUAGGCGAAUGUCUAGCUUGACAAGGGGGUGGCCAAGUUGAGAACGUUAUUAAUAUUUCUUGUGUUAAACGAAAGCGCACCACAAACGCAAAGUCGGAAUAUGGAAAUAUUUUCUACAUAUAUAUAAUUAGGUAUGGGAAUAUAGUUUAUACACGUUUACUAGAAAUACUGCGUCGGCAAAUUACUUAGUAGUUACUGAAUAUAGCUCAUAACUUUUGCUUCUAAUACUACCCAUCUAGAAAGGUGUUGGGCCAACCGAGGUGUAACGAAGUGAAUGAAUUUGACUGCAAUUACUGUUUACUCGUUAACACUAUGCAGCUCGCAAAUCGGACGCACCGAUACGCGCAGUAGAUAUUAUCAUACGUUUCUUGUUGGGAUGAAAAUUGGGAACAAAGGUGCGUUGUUAUACACCGAGGAAUAUGACGACCCGUCUAAAACUAAAUAUUAUAGCGCGUUGCGAUUACGCAGAAGUGAUUAAUAAAGUGUCAAAGAUUGACAUGAAA